CAAAAACGGUAUGAACUGAUGACAUCUGAUAAAAUUAAUAGCGUCAUCGAACAGAGCCUCUUUGAAGAAAGCCUUAUCAAUUUUGGGCAAGAUCAGAUAUGGAGUGAACACCCGCUUCAGAUUGAGCUGCUGAAGCUUUUGCAAAUAUUGAUUGUCUUGGAGCACCAUCUUGGACAGACACAUGAGGAACAGGAGAACCAGCCAGACCUAUCUAAGGAAUGGCAACGGGCUCUUAAUUUCCAGCAGGCUAUUAGUGCAAUGCAGUAUGUGCAUCCACACCCAAUAACUUCACAAGGAUUAUUUGUCUCCGCUGUAGUUAGAGGUUUGCAGCCAGAGUAUGGCUAUGGGAUGCAUCCAUCUUGGGUAGGUUUAGUCACGCAUUCUUUGCCAUACUUUGGGAAAUCUUUAGGCUGGACUGUGGCACCAUUUAUCAUACAGAUAUGUAAAAACCUGGAUGAACUUGUUAAACAGUAUGAAAAUGAAACUGUGAAGAUGUCUGUGAGCGUAACUUCUAAAAGGGAGAACAUUACACCAGAUUAUCCUCUGACACUUUUGGAAGGCUUAACAACCAUUGGUCAUUUUUGCCUUUUGGAUCAUCCUAAUCAAGCCAAAAAG
Messenger RNA from Terrapene triunguis (Three-toed box turtle), 615 nucleotides. Its product is annotated as protein dopey-2-like. NCBI's taxonomy places the organism in Eukaryota, Metazoa, Chordata, Testudines, Emydidae. The record is from RefSeq and is a predicted model, not a curated record. Gene Ontology annotation, cellular component: endosome; trans-Golgi network. Gene Ontology annotation, biological process: Golgi to endosome transport. The annotation marks the transcript as partial. The transcript is spliced from 2 exons.